This is a messenger RNA of Mesocricetus auratus (golden hamster), 1533 nucleotides long. It is a transcript of the gene Aqp8, whose product is annotated as aquaporin 8. NCBI's taxonomy places the organism in Eukaryota, Metazoa, Chordata, Mammalia, Rodentia, Cricetidae. Gene Ontology annotation, biological process: transmembrane transport; water transport. The record is from RefSeq and is a predicted model, not a curated record. Gene Ontology annotation, molecular function: water channel activity. Gene Ontology annotation, cellular component: plasma membrane. The coding region runs from base 183 to 971 and encodes 262 amino acids. The transcript has 6 exons.
UACUCUUCUGGGGCACCGCCCAUCCAGGCUUUAUUGCUUUCUGGACACCUUUGGGGACCGUCUGCAGUCCUUUAAAAGAGCAGCCUGUAGCGGACCAGUCUCUGUCCUGGAGAUAAGUGCGCUCACAUUCUAGUGCAGCUCGUGCAGCUCCUGGUAGCUCCGGCUCGAACCUUUUCGCACUCAUGUCUGGGGAGCAGGCACCGAUGUGUGAGGUGGACCUAGGUGGGGGCAAGGUGAAGGAGACCAACACGGUUGGCAGAUGCCGUGUGUCCUCUUAUGAGCGAUACAUACAGCCGUGUAUGGCAGAACUUUUGGGCUCUGCCCUCUUCAUCUUCAUCGGGUGUCUAUCGGUCAUUGAGAACAGUCCAAACACCGGGGUUCUGCAGCCAGCCCUGGCUCAUGGGCUGGCCUUGGGUCUCAUCAUCGCUAUCUUGGGAAACAUCAGCGGUGGACACUUCAACCCUGCUGUGUCACUGGCAGUUACGCUCAUUGGAGGUCUCAACAUCAUGCUACUUAUUCCCUAUUGGAUCUCCCAGCUGUUUGGGGGACUGAUUGGGGCUGCCCUGGCUAAGGCAGUGAGUCCGGAGGAGAGGUUCUGGAACGCAUCCGGGGCGGCCUUUGCAACAGUCCAGGAGGAGGGGCAGGUGGCAGUAGCCCUGGGGGCAGAGAUCAUUCUGACAAUGCUGCUGACACUGGCCGUGUGCAUGGGCGCCGUCAAUGAGAAGACAAAGGGCCCUCUGGCGCCAUUCUCCAUCGGCUUCUCUGUCGUUGUGGAUAUACUGGCAGGGGGUGCAAUCUCUGGAGCCUGCAUGAACCCUGCUCGUGCCUUUGGACCUGCUGUGAUGGCUGGCUACUGGGACUUCCAUUGGAUCUACUGGUUGGGUCCCCUCCUGGCUGGCCUCCUUGUAGGACUGCUCAUUAGGCUCUUCAUUGGAGAUGAGAAAACCCGCCUAAUCCUCAAGGCUAGGUGAAGAAGUGCUGCUGGGCAUCCUCACUGCCUGGAGUCCUCAGCUGCCUGUCCUGAGCUGAGGACAGGACUACUGGAUCACUUCCUGCAGGACUGAGCUCAGAAGAGCCACUGUGGCAGCAGCUGACCUUGGCCUGGCUUCUCAGGCAGACCAGAUGGAUGCUGCUAUGUCCUGAGCAAGUUCCCAUAACCUGGACUUCCUUUGUGUUCAUGGACUGCGCCUGGGGAAUGUGUGGCCAGCAAUGUCUAAAGAUAGCUGGAGACCACACAGACAAAGAGCUUUUCAUGAGAGUGCGUGUCACAGGAGAGAUGAGCAGGUGGAGAAUGUGGCUGGCUGCUGAAGCUCAUUUCCCCAGCCUGCUUUCUUUCUUUUUUUCAUGUGUUGGGAUUGGAGUCCAAGGUCUCAUGCAUACCAGGGGAGCACUUUGCUACCGAGACUCCUGCUCUCCCCGCCCUCUUUCCUCUUGACUCCACUGUUACAGAAGGGAUUUCAGGAGCCCAAUGACCUCUUCACUUCUCCAGCUGCCAAUCUGAUGCUGUAAUAAAUGUCUCAGUGUUUCCUUACA